AUGUCACGUCGUUUUCAAGUGAAUUUUCCCGUGAACAAAGGGAAUAAAGAUCCAACUGCUCCAGUUAAGAAGACGACGAUCAUGAUGAAGGGAGACAGGAUCAGAGUAGGUGAAGAAUGUCGGGGCGAUCGGAAUGAUUGGUCGGCCGGUGAUAUUGCCAAUACGAGUAGCUGCCUCUGCCACCGCGAGAAUCUCAUUAUCCAUCGUCGUCCCCGAUCGGUGAUGCAUCGUUUUCAUCCACAAAAGAGAUACAGUGUUUUGCAGAAGGCAGCGAAUAAGGACGAUAUGAUUCUAAUAGUUGUUGCCAUACAUGCUUCAGAAAUUUGUACCCACUGCAUUAAGCUACUUGUACAAUUGAAAAGCACGCUUUAUAACUGA
Messenger RNA from Lactuca saligna, 378 nucleotides. Lineage: Eukaryota; Viridiplantae; Streptophyta; Magnoliopsida; Asterales; Asteraceae. The record is from the annotation of a GenBank genome assembly.